UCAGCCAGACGCACCGACAGACGGUGGUGUGUGAGGAGGAUCUGUGCGUAUUUACGCUCAGAGCGUGCAUGUGGAGCAAGAAAGUUGGAGAUCUCGCCGCGCGCUGACAGGAGAGUUCCGCGUGUCUGAGAGCGAGACCUUUAGAUAAAGUCCCAGAGAGGUGAAAGAACAUUCAUUAGGCUUUAAUUUUGACUGCUUCUGCACGCGCUAUCCCGGUUGGCGUUAACGCGCAGAAGAAGGAAAGCAAACAAGCUGAUUAAGAAGAAGAGGCUGAUUCAGUCCAGAGUUUUCAUCGUUAAAUUUAGCAUCUCUCUUUUUCUUCACACCCUGCGCCCUCAGAGUGCGGAGCGGCAGAGGUAGGGACCGGAGAACCGCACGGACGGACCGUGAGGCUGUGCGUCUCCGCCGGUGGAUGGUCCACUGGAUGCGGGACGAUGGAUUAAGUGAAUUCCUGACCAGUGCUGCUUUUUUUUCCUCUCUGCCAACCCCCCGGGCCACUUCGGGAUUAUUUCAUCUCUCACCAACACUACUUCCUUCCCUCUCGAGAUGACCGAGGACUAUGUUCUGCGGUGCGUCCUGAUGCUCUGCUGCGCACUGCUCUCGGCAAACGCGAGUAACUGGCUGUACCUGGCCAAGCUGUCUUCAGUGGGGAGUAUCAGGGAUGAGGAGACGUGUGAGAGAUUACGAGGUCUAAUCCAACGACAGGUUCAGAUCUGUAAGCGCAGUGUGGAGGUGAUGGAUGCUGUGCGUCGAGGAGCCCAGCUGGCUAUAGACGAGUGCCAGUUCCAGUUUCGUAACCGUAGAUGGAACUGCUCCACUCUGGAGACCAUGCCUGUGUUUGGCAAAGUGGUCACCCAGGGCACUCGUGAGGCAGCCUUUGUGUAUGCCAUCUCAGCAGCCAGUGUGGCGUUUGCGGUCACAAGGGCCUGCAGCAGUGGAGAGCUGGAAAAAUGUGGCUGUGACCACAAUGUACAUGGAGUCAGUCCAGAGGGGUUCCAGUGGUCUGGCUGCAGUGAUAACAUUGCAUAUGGAGUGGCUUUUUCUCAGUCCUUUGUGGAUGUGAGAGAGAGGAGUAAAGGCCAGUCCUCCAGUCGGGCUCUCAUGAACCUGCACAACAACGAGGCUGGAAGAAAGGCUAUUCUGUCUCACAUGCGUGUGGAGUGCAAAUGCCAUGGUGUAUCAGGCUCCUGCGAGGUAAAGACCUGCUGGAAAGCCAUGCCUCCUUUCCGUAAAGUUGGGAACAUCAUCAAGGAGAAGUUUGAUGGCGCCACAGAGGUGGAACAACGCAAGGUGGGCUCCACCAAAGUCCUCGUACCGAGAAACUCCCAGUUCAAGCCUCACACAGAUGAAGAUCUUGUCUACUUGGACCCAAGUCCGGAUUUCUGCGACUAUGACCCACGAACGCCAGGGGUGCUUGGCACAGUGGGUCGCCAGUGUAACAGAACGUCAAAGGCCAUCGACGGCUGCGAGCUGAUGUGCUGUGGCCGGGGUUUCCAGACACAAGAGGUGGAGGUUGUGGACAGGUGCAGUUGUAAGUUCCACUGGUGUUGUUAUGUCAAAUGCAAACAGUGCCGAAAAAUGGUGGAGAUGCACACUUGCCGAUGAUGGGAACUGGAGGCGCAGAGGGCAUGCUGAUGAACAAAACAAACGCCCCACACUCCUCUGAGUUGCUAACAUGAAAGGGAGCAAGGAGAAGUGUGAAGUUCCCUCUUCUCCUGUUUGAAACCACCCCCACUCUUCUACUACUGGUCAAAGGAAACACGCUGAGUGGCUGAGAGUUGAAUAUCAUGCUCUUCACCCUCAGCCACCAUCUUGGAUAUCAGUAGAUUAUGCAUGGGAUUUCCUACAAAGCUACAGAGGGAGAUUGUUUCUUCUCAAGUAGAGAGCAUCCUUCACUUUCUCCCUCCCUCCCUCCCUCACUCUCAUAUUUGCUUUGUCAUUGCUUAUUUUUGUAAUGUUUAACUUAUUUGUUGAGACUGAGGAGAUUGAUAGGGGUGGACCGAGAAGAAGGAACAGAUGAGUGGAGAUAAUAAGGGACUAACUGGACCCAUGGGUGGGCAGAUGGCGGGUGGGGUUAAGGGGUUGGGACGGGGUCAAGAGGAGGGAUGUUUGCCCUCUGUCCUUGCUGCUGAUGCUUUGGGGACUCAUUUGGACUGAUCAAUGUCAAAAAGGGAGACGCAGAGUCUGUUAGAGGAUGGACUUAAACAACAAAGAGGGGCGCGUCACGGACAGAUUUUCUGUGAUCUGCUUCCUGAGUGGCCGUGUUGCGCUGAGGUUCAGUUGCUGUUGAGUCAUGUAUUUUUUCCCCUGCAAUGCCCUGAUGCUGCUCCACGCAAACACACUCACUCCCUUUAAGACAGAGGGACGGUGAUGAUGGACAGGUGAAAGCCACCGUCUGCUCCCUCCUGUCUUCUCUGUAGGCCACAAGCACUGGCAGGUGAUGGGCAUCAGACACACCAAACACACAAACCCAACAAACACUGCUUCAAAAGACACACCUGUAUGUCCACAGCUGCUACCUACAACAGAAACCUGAACGCUUGCAUCGAAAAAAGUCUUCAACAGAUUUAAGCUGAUUGGCUACCAUUUCAGAGCAUCAGAUUAUGAACCUUCAGACAACAUCUGCAUUCAUGUCAAAGAUAUGCUGCAGUAUUUUCAUAGUGGGGUUUCAAUUUUUAAUAGGAAGUAUGUUUGACACAGGAGAUGCUGAUCAGCGCUGAAGCUAGGUUACGAGGCUAAAGUUGUUUGCACCACAUGCUGCCUUUGUGUCAGAUGUAUGCUAUACUGAAAGAAAUUCACAGCAUUUUUACUUUUCUGCUAGCAAGCUCCUUUGUUUUAGCCUUGCUCUGGCACACCACAGCCUACAGCGGUGAUCAUAAACUGGAAGCCUGGGGGCCCAGAACAUUAGCAAAUUCAGCACAUGUGCAAAGGAAAAACACAUGUUGUGAUAUAGUUUUUGAUGAACUCCUUACAGCUAUUAGAAUAACUUCAACAUCAAUCUCAUCUGAGAUCGAAAAAAUCUUAUAAGGAAUGACUUUAUGUUUCAAUCAUUGUCGGAAAUCCACCUGUAAGCUAUUACUAGCAUAUAAAAUGCAUGUUAAGGGCUGUUAUUUUUCAGUCCCUUCUUGAGAAAACUGCAUUUUUCCCUUUUUAGUACAUAGCAUAUUAGCGUCACACCCAGUGACAGACAACAUGAAAGCCACAGACAUAUUCAGCUAAAAUCUCUCAAUCGCCCCCUUGUGGCUAACUACGAUAUACAGUAGCUCACAAAAGUGAGUAUACCCCUCACAUUUCUGCAAAUAUUUAAGUAAAUCUUUUCAUGGGACAACACUGAAGAAAUGACACUUUGAUCUAAUGUAAAGUAGUCAAUGUACAGCUUGUAUAACAGUGUAGAUUUACAGUCCCCUCAAAAUAACUCAACAUACAGCCAUUAAUGUCUAAACUGCUGCCAACAAAAGUGAGUACACCCCUAAGUGAAAAUGUCCAAAUUGGGCCCAAUUAGCCAUUUUCCCUCCCCGAUGUCAUGUGACUCGUUAGUGUUACAAGGCCUCUGGUGUGAAUGGGGAGCAGGUGUGUUAAAUUUGGUGUUAUCGCUCUCACACUCUCAUACUGGUCACUGGAAGUUCAACAUGGCACCUCAUGGCAAAGAACUCUCUGAGGAUCUGAAAAAAAGAAUUGUUGCUCUACAUAAAGAUGGCCUAGGCUAUAAGAAGAUUGCCAACACCCUGAAACUGAGCUGCAGCAUGAUGGCCAAGACCAUACAGUGGUUUAACAGGACAGGUUCCACUCAGAACAGGCCUCACCAUGGUUGACCAAAGAAGUUGAGUGCAUGUGCUCAGCGUCAUAUCCAGAGGUUGAAGAAGAAGAAGAAGCUGAGGGCAAAGGUGAUGGACUGGCCAAGCACGUCUCCAGACCUAAACCCUAUAGAGCAUCUGUGGGGCAUCUUCAAACUGAAGCUGGAGGAGCGCAAGGUCUCCAACAUCCACCAGCUCUGUGAUGUCAUCAUGAAGGAGUGGAAGAGGAUUCCAGUGGCAACAUGUGAAGCUCUGGUGAACUCCAUGCCCAAGGGGGUUAAGGCAGUGCUGGAAAAUAAUAGUGGCCACACAAAAUAUUGAAACUUUGGACCUAAUUUGGACAUGUCACUUAGGGGUGUACUCACUUUUGUUGCCAGCGGUUUAGACAUUAAAACUGUGAUUAAGUGCAGAAAUUCAGGGAUUAAUUGCAGAUUGAAAAAAAAAACACAACAACCUUAGUCUUAUGCAACAAAAACUAUGAGAACCAACAACUUACUUUGAAGAUUAUUUAUGUAUGUUCAGCUUCUCUGGUUUUUACAGCCUAAUUUGAGAAAGUUUAAAGAAGCUCCAAUAAAACAUCAGCAUUCAGUACAGCAGGGAGCUCUGCAUGUUGAGUGCUGCACCUGAUAUCCUCAGAUCCAGAAAGGUCCUGAAAUACAGAUUCAGAUUUUAACACACUUAAUACAUCACUUAGUAGUUUGGGAUGUCUCUAGAGGUUUUCCCACUCUCAUUCAAACCUGUUCAGUCUCCAUGUUCUAAAGUGUUCCUGUGUUCCCUGAUCUGUUAAAGCAUCCUCUUGUAUCAACAGUAAACUGCAUUUCAUUCCUUUAAAAACACAUUAGUUUGGGCUUAUUUUUUAUCAAUGUGAAGCCUGUAGAUGCAAACAAUAUCCCCCAUAGCAAGUGAUAAUCCUUAAAGUCCUUAAAAAAUUAUAGAAAAAUCUUUAUUGUAGGUUUGUUGCCAGACAGGUCACUGUUAUAAACCACUGGGCCAAAUUUCAGUCAUAAAUAACAUCUCUAUAAUUUAUUAAAUAAGCUUCAAAAUCAUGAAAAAUAAGGCAGUAAUUGGUUGAAUGAGCUGAAGCCACGCCCACUCUUAAAAAUGCUUCUGAUCAGAGCACAGCUACCUGGAUCUGUGUCAGGGGAGGAUUAAAUUUACUGUUUUCUGGCACAAAUCUCUCUCAUAGUCCACCGUGGCUGAUAGAUUUGGGAAAUUUACCUGUAAGAGAACAAAAACACAGCAUUUAACUGACUGUUAACUUUCAACAAAGACAGUGGCAUCAGCUAACAUCAGUCUGGGGGGCAGGGUAAUUCCUCAUCAAGACUGGUGAUGUCAUGGGCUCAAAUAUUUGCCCCGCCCCAAUAAAACCAGCAAGGAAAGAGGUGAGCAACUUUCUAACGGUCUAAAUCAAAAAUUCACUUACACAUAGAUCCCAGUGUUUUCACACUCAUCAUAUUCCAGCAUAUCUAGUGGGUUAAGACACAAAGUUUGCAUUUCACUUUACAGGGACUUUAAUACUUUUGAUAUCUGACAGCUCAGCCUGCAUGCAGAGGUGGUCCCACAUGCAUUCACCCCUAACUGGAUUCAUUGAGAAGAUGUAAGGUGCACUUGCAUGUGAGAAGCCUAGCUUUAUUCAUGUCCGUCCAGCAUCACUCAGAGUGAUAAGACUUGCAUCUCUUUUAAGAGAUUCAGAUUAUCUGUCUACACUCAGUGACAAGAGCCAGUCUUUUGGCCAUCAAACAGCCUCUAAUUUGGUAUUAUUUUGCCUUUAUAUGCCGGUCAUAUCUUAAACAGGAGUUGGCUCCUAUCACUCAUAAAAUAAGCCAACUCUUAGAACCAUUUUGUCCAUAAACACCACAUAAUAAUUCCCCCAUUGAUAACUGUUGAACUGAGUUUUCAUUUCUGUCUAAUUAUUACCCCCCAAGAUUCAUAUUUUGUAUGCAUUCAAUAGGAAAAAGGCUGUUAAAUAGGCACUGCUAGCCUCUUAGCUCAUGGCUAGUUUACGGCCAUUCAUUCAUAAUGCCAGCUGCAUCACCACACAUAACAUUCAGGGAUACCAAGCCACAAUAAGAGAGCCUGUCACCUGGUCCCUAAAACACAUUGCCAAUGCAAAAUGUAAACAGGAUCUAACUGGUUUGCAGAAGUAGUGCCAGAACGAAGGAGCUUUCUUGCAGAAAUACUGAGAUUUUUUUUCCUUACAGCAUGCAUUUAUCCCAGAAUUGCUUUUUGACUUGUUUUAUGUUAAAAUGAGUGACGUUACAUGAAGCAAAUCCCCAUCUGCUGCAAUGUACAGCCUAGUUUUUGCCCCUGUCAUCCCUUAUUUUCUCAACAGAGGGGCUAAGCUGAUUGGUAUCUCCUGUUUAGUUCUGACAAGUACAUUGUACAACCCCGCUUGAAAAAGACAAAAAAAAAAAAAAAACUGCCCUCCUACCUGUUGCCUUCAUCCAAAUGCUACUUAGAUGCAAACCUGAGUAAACACAAAGACCUGCAUGCACCAGCAAACACACACAAUGUAAACACUCACACACAAAGGGGGUGGACCAGAGGGUUGCCGAGCAUGAUCACCAUGCAUGAUGACUGAAGCACUUUCUCUCCAAGCGCACAUAGAGCCCUCGCCCCACAACAACAAACAUCUGGCCAUAGAUCCAGUCGUCCCUGUGUCACUAAAACUCACACGCACACAGUUUGCCAUGCCACUGUCUGGAGUCUGUUGUUGUCUUGCACCUCCACCAUAAAGCCAGGCUUUCCUAUAAUAAUGUGCUAUCAUUAUAGAGACAUACUGUAGAUCUGUAAAGACUUAUACACUGAAGAAGACUAUACUGCCUAUGAAUGUAUGUUAAUACGGAAUAUAUGCUGUGUCAAAAAUAA
Molecule: messenger RNA, 6662 nt
Organism: Cheilinus undulatus (humphead wrasse)
Lineage: Eukaryota; Metazoa; Chordata; Actinopteri; Labriformes; Labridae
Gene: wnt4
Product: wingless-type MMTV integration site family, member 4
Exons: 6
Coding region: 547-1605 (352 amino acids)
Biological process (GO): neuron differentiation; canonical Wnt signaling pathway; cell fate commitment
Cellular component (GO): extracellular region
Molecular function (GO): cytokine activity; frizzled binding
Source: RefSeq, a predicted model, not a curated record